AUGGUUGAUGAAAGAGGUAUUGAAAACUACACAAUGGGAGGUUUUGACCGGGAUCAAUUGUCCCUUAAGCAACCGAUGCCUCAAAGCACUAUGCGAGAAAACAACCGGCUAUUCGGUGGUCUUCAUAUUUGGUUUGAGGCUGCUGAAGCCUUCAAGAGGGAGACGGGGUGUCAAACAACGGUCUGGAAUCCUGGUUUGCAAUUUGCAAAACUCAAUGUCAGCAUGCCCGCUCGUUCAGCUUCCCAUCUCACGCCAAAGCGUGCAGAACAGAGUUUGCGGUGCGUGCGGUGCGCGCUUGCUGGAAGCCCCCAGGUAACCACCGCAGAGAAUUCUCAAAAGGACACCCAAUCAAUAGCUGAUACGCAAGAAUCCAAUCAACCAAUGAAAGAUGCUGGGCCUUCAAGCGCAAGAACUAUGGAGAGCACACAUGCAAAUUUCACAUUUCUUGACGGUGACUAUGUCCACAUCUUGAGAUGCUCGUCAAGGUAG
This is a messenger RNA of Paracoccidioides lutzii Pb01, 489 nucleotides long. RefSeq lists its product as hypothetical. The record is from RefSeq and is a predicted model, not a curated record. The coding region runs from base 1 to 489 and encodes 162 amino acids. The transcript has 2 exons.